AUGGCGCCCAUGAAGGUGUACGGCUGGGCGGUGUCGCCAUGGAUGGCGCGGGUCCUCGUCUGCCUGGAGGAGGCCGGCGCCGAGUACGAGCUUGUGCCCAUGAGCCGCAACGGCGGCGAUCACCGGCGGCCGGAGCACCUCGCCAGAAACCCCUUCGGUGAGAUCCCGGUGCUGGAGGACGGCGAUCUCACGCUCUACCAAUCUCGUGCCAUCGCAAGGCAUAUUCUCCACAAACACAAGCCCGAGCUUCUAGGAGCGGGCAGCCUCGAGGAGUCGGCGAUGGUGGACGUAUGGGUCGACGUGGAUGCCCACCAGCUCGAGCCCGUACUCAAGCCCAUCGUGGUGAACUGCAUCAUCAACCCGUUUGUCGGUAGGGACGUCGACCAGGGCCUCGUCGAUGAGAGCGUCGAGAAGCUGAAGAAGUUGUUGGAGGUGUACGAGGCGAGGCUGUCACGCAGCAAGUAUCUGGCCGGUGAUUCCAUAAGCUUCACCGACCUCACCCAUUUCAACUUUAUGCGCUACUUCAUGGUGACGGAGCAUGCCGUCGUGCUUGAUGCGUAUCCACGCGCCAAGGCGUGGUGGGAAUCGUUGUUGGCAAGGCCAUCCGUCAAGAAGGUGAUUGCUGGCAUGCCUCCGGAUUUUGGAUUCGGGAGCGGGAGAAUACCAUGA
Messenger RNA from Triticum aestivum (bread wheat), 669 nucleotides. RefSeq names its product glutathione S-transferase 4. Gene Ontology annotation, cellular component: cytoplasm. The record is from RefSeq and is a predicted model, not a curated record. Gene Ontology annotation, molecular function: glutathione binding; glutathione transferase activity. The transcript has 3 exons. Gene Ontology annotation, biological process: glutathione metabolic process. Lineage: Eukaryota; Viridiplantae; Streptophyta; Magnoliopsida; Poales; Poaceae. Bases 1 to 669 code for a protein of 222 amino acids.